Messenger RNA from Hippocampus zosterae (dwarf seahorse), 1160 nucleotides. RefSeq names its product tetraspanin 12 (gene tspan12). NCBI's taxonomy places the organism in Eukaryota, Metazoa, Chordata, Actinopteri, Syngnathiformes, Syngnathidae. The coding region runs from base 146 to 988 and encodes 280 amino acids. Gene Ontology annotation, cellular component: membrane. The record is from RefSeq and is a predicted model, not a curated record. The transcript has 7 exons.
CCCCGCCCCGCCCCGCCCCACCCCAACCCCCAACCCCCACACCAGCAAAGGACAACUGACUGCGCAUUAGUCGGAACCGUCCCGGGUCGGCCCAGCUCAGCAUGCCGCCGCGUUGGUCCGAACCAUUUGAGGUCCGAAGCGUCCGAUGGCGAGGCAGGACGCCGUGAGAUGCGUGCGCCUUUUUCUCUACGCGCUCAACGUGCUCUUCUGGUUGAUGUCCGCGUGCAUUCUGGGAGUGGCGGCAUGGAUUCGAGAUUCCCUAAAUGCUGUCCUGACUCUGACCGCUCACACCAGGCUGGAGGAGGCUGCGGUGCUGACCUUCGCCCCCGUCGUCCAUCCCGUCCUGGUGGUGGUGUGUUGCUUUCUGCUGAUGGUGGCCAUGUUGGGCGUGUGCGGCACUCUGCGCUGCGACCUCAUGAUGCUGUCCUCGUACUUUGGAAGUCUGUUGGUCAUCUUGUGCGUGGAGUUGGCCAGCGCUCUGUGGACCUAUGAGCAGCCCCCUGUGCAGCGCUCAGACAUGAUCAGUCUAAAGUUUCGGAUGUCAAACUUCGGCCUUCGCCAGCAUCAGUGGCUCACACACACCUGGAACACCUUUCAGACGGAGUUUGAGUGCUGCGGAGUGACGUACUUUACGGACUGGCUGGAGAUGACGGAGAGGGAGUGGCCUCCCGACUCGUGCUGCUCCAAUCAGUACCCAGGAUGCGCUCGGCGCGCCCACCAGCACGACCUCAGCGAUCUGCACCAAGAGGGCUGCGGUCCAAAGCUGUUGUCUUUCAUCCGCUCCAGCGCGCCGCUGCGGCUGCUGCGCUUCCUGGGCGUGGCCUUGGGCGUGGCCCAGAUCCUGGCCAUGGCCCUGACCCUCACGCUGCUUUGGACGCUUCACUACGGACGCAAGCGGCCCAAAGAGCCGCGGGGCUCGCCGGCGGCGGGCGUCGUCGCGCCGGCCCACGGCCCGCCCGCUGAACGGCGCUUACGCGCGGUGUGCUAACGCUAUUCGGGCACCGUAUGAGAAGAUGUAUGACUGAAACUGUCGAAAUAGUGUGGUGGUCUGCGUGGGACGUUUGUGUAUCUGGUUUUGAUGUGGGCAGCAAGUCUAUGUGUGUGUUUGUGCGUAUGCCUACCGUACAUUUCAUUCAAUUAAACAUCCAAUUAAAAAUUCA